Messenger RNA from Brienomyrus brachyistius, 7258 nucleotides. RefSeq names its product solute carrier family 22 member 23-like. Lineage: Eukaryota; Metazoa; Chordata; Actinopteri; Osteoglossiformes; Mormyridae. Gene Ontology annotation, cellular component: membrane. The transcript is spliced from 11 exons. Gene Ontology annotation, biological process: transmembrane transport. Gene Ontology annotation, molecular function: transmembrane transporter activity. Bases 525 to 3146 code for a protein of 873 amino acids. The record is from RefSeq and is a predicted model, not a curated record.
GUGUAAUGUUCAGUCCCCCAGACACCAGGACAAAGGUGGCGGAAACAUUUUGUUAAGGAAUUUCUACCACAAAAAGAAAAUGACUUUUGCGCCGAAAUGUUUGCGGACUGUGUAACCACUGGAAUAAUAUUGCACUGCAAUAUCGUCAAUGUGCAUAUCGGCGCGGGUGUACGAAACAAAGCUGUAUUUUGCAGAUAAGAAUGGGCAAUAUUUAGGUGCCCGCAGUUUUCAUAUGUAGUGUAGGCUGUAUGUGUGGGCGGGGACACCUUCGCAGGUUUACAAUAUUGCGUUGGCAAAACCAUCAAAAGACACAUUUUUGUGUUCGUUUUAAAAUGUUUGCUGUAUAAAUUAUGCGUAUGCUUUAUUAAACCACGACCGUGCACGACAUCUGAAGGAAGGCUACGUUUAUACAGAUUGACGGCCCAGGGUCGGCUUUUGGUACAGCGCCGAUGCGCUGCCGGAGACGGCGUGCGGGACUCCGGCGGCCGGCCUGCGCUCCUGACGGCUUGCAGUGAACGGCGGCGAUGGCCGUGGAGCGGCUGGAGAUGGGGGACCGGCAACCGGAAAACGGCUUCGUGUCGUGCGAAGCCGCGUCCCCGGGGUUUCUGUCCAGCGUCGACAACAAAGUGCUGCCUAAUCUCGGCGGAUUUGGGAAAUACCAGAAACAGCUGGUUGUCCUGACGUGGAUCCCGGCUCUGUUCAUCGGUUUCAGCCAAUUCUCCGAUUAUUUUCUUUUAGCCCAGCCGAAUAUCACAUGCCUGGACCCGUCUGCCAACGCCAGCAAUUUCACUGGGGGUCCUGCGCUAUUUGACUCGAACGGCAGCCUGCUUUCACGAUAUAGUUUUGGUAAUGGCACCCUCCAGGAUAACAGCAGUAUUCCGUGUGAGUGCAAGGACCGCAGAUAUAAGCUGGAAAUGGGACUCGACCGAAAUGUGGUCACUAAGUGGAAUCUGGUGUGUGAUAACGCAUCGAUGGUCCACAUCGCUAAGUUCACCCUGCUGGUGGGGUCCAUUAUUGGAUACUUGGUUAUGGGAGUCCUUGCUGAUUGGUUUGGCCGUCACCCAGUCCUUGUCAUCUCCGUGCUAUUCAUGCUCGUCUUCGGUCUCUCCGUGGCGUUUUCGGUGGACGAAACCAUGUUCAGCACACUCCGGGUCUUCGAGGGAUUCUGCCUGGCUGGGAUCAAUCUCUCCCUCUACGUGCUCAGAAUCGAGCUUUGCCUCCCCCGCUACCGCUUCUCCGUCACCAUGGUGGCCAGUUUCAUCACGCUGGCCGGUCAGCUCUUGAUGCCAGGCCUGGCUGUCCUGUGCAAGGACUGGCACGUGCUGCAGGUGCUCAUCGUCUGCCCCCUCGUCCUCAUGCUCUUGUACACCUGGCUCUUCCAAGAGUCCCUACGGUGGCUCCUGGCCACCAAGCAGUACAGCAAAAGCAAAGGCUUGAUGUCCAAGAUGGCUAAGAAGAACGAGGUGGAACUGGAGGAUCGCUACGGCGAUAUCCUGACAGUAUUGCACAGGGCUGUUCCGAACAAGCCCCAAAAGACGUGCAUCGUCAAGAUGGUCGGCACCAGGAACCUGUGGAAGAACAUCGUGGUCCUCUGCGUGAAUUCGCUGACGGGCUACGGAAUUCAUCACUGCUUUGCCCGCAGCAUGCGGGACCCAGAGUCCAAUGAGACCCCUCUGUUCCAGAAUUUCUACCAGGAUUAUUACACGAUGGCGGGUAUUGCCACAGCGGCGUGCAUCGCUCUGUGCCCGGUGGUGGGCCUGUUGGGCCGCAGGGGGGGUCUGCUCGUCUUCAUGAUCAUCACUGCCCUGGCAUCUUUGCUGCAGCUGGGCCUGCCCAACUUGCUUGGGAAAUACAGCGACCACCUAAAAAUAGAGCGGUCGGACACCCUGAACAGGAACUUCUCCAUCGCCUUCUCCGUCAUCGGCAUGUUCUCCUCCCACGCUAUCAGCAAUCUCAGCAUCUUCUUCUGUGCCGAGGUCACGCCAACAGCUAUCAGGGGCGGUGGCCUUGGCCUGGUCCUGGCCAGUGCUGGCGUAGGCAUGCUGGCGGCGCCCAUCAUGGAGCUGCACAACCAGAAGGGCUACUUCCUGCACCACAUCAUCUUCGCCUGCUGCACACUCAUCUGCAUCAUCUGCAUCCUGCUGCUGCCAGAGACGCGCAAGCAGCCGCUGCCCGAGGCCAUCGCAGACGGGGAGAACUACGCCCGGCAGCCCCUGCUCCCUCCCAGGAGAGCUGGGGAGCAGCACCACCUCCUGUCCCGCUCCCAAUCCAGGGAGUACACCCCUCUCCACCAGAUGAACAUCUCUGCUGCCCCCAGGCCGGCUUCUGCCGAUGACUUCGCUGAGGAUACCGACACUCCCCCUCCCACGGACUCUGCUGCACCCCUGGUCGUGAACUCCACCAGGCCCUCUGCCACAGACCCCCCCGCCACUGACUCCGCUGCUCCCCUGGGCACGCCGGACUCCCCCGCUCCCCCCACCACAGACCUUACCACUGUCCUCGUCACAGCAUCUGCAGAGCGUUCCUCCCCCGUGGCCACAGACGCCGUCCCCCCCACCACAGACUCUACCUCCUGCCUUACCACAGAUUCCCCCACCACCCCUACCAGAGGCCCAAUUCCACCCCCUCUCACAGAUGUCACUGCCCCUGUACUAGCAGACUCUGCUCUUACUCCCAAAACCGAUUUCCGUCUGUCCAUUGCAGACACAAUGACCCCUCCUGCUACAGACUCCAUCAGCCCCAGUGAUGCAACUUCCUGUCCCGUGGCAGAUCUCGUAAUGUCCCCUAAUGUACGCCCCCCAAGUCCCCUAGCUCCCUCAGGCUGUGUUGCUCCCCCAGCUAAUGGUGCUGGUCCUUCUUCCCCUGCCAAAGAUUCUCCCGAUCCCCUUGUCUCAGACUCUAUUGCCCUGUCCAUCAAGGACCCUGCCACUUACUCCCCUGCCAAAGAAUCUAUUACGUACCCCGACGGUGACUCUCCUUCUACCCCCGCAGGCAGUAACUCUUCUCCCGGGCCCUAUGCCACAGGCUGUACUGUAGCUCCUGCAAUAGACAUUAUUUCCCCCAGCAUUAAGGACACCACUGAACCCCCUGUUACGGACAUUGCUACCAAAGAGACUAGCACUGCCAAUGGAGUGAGGUCAUCGUGAUGAAACGCCCCACCCCCCUGCGGGGCGGGGGGAUAGGGGAUGGCCUUUGCCGCUGGGAUGCUACGGCGCUGCCGACGACCCGAGUCACAUGACAGAGAGUGAGGUAUCCAUCAGAAUGGUAGGGCAGGGUCUAAUUAAUAAAGAUGUUAUAAUUAAAGGAAUCUUCCUACACAUUGUCCCAGAGAGGAAGAGCGGGGAAUUGAUGAAAGGAAGGUUUGAAUUUGAAUCAUAGUGCCAUGAAACACUGUCAUGUCUGCUCUGAAUUUCCACCGCUCCCCUCUUUCGAACAUUUCAGAUUAUCGAAUGUAGUUCGGAAACGUGCGAGCUUUCGCACUGACCGAUCGCAGGCCGCAAUCCCGCACUUACAGCUUCACCUGAAACCAGCCGAUAGGCUGGCGGACUUCCCCAGUGUGUAACGGCUGGGAAUUUCUAUUCUUAUAAAAUUCCCAUGAUUCUCUGCUGCUUCACGGUCUUUCCACUGCUUAAAAAAAAAAAAAAAGGCAGUAAUUGUGAUGUGAGGUUUCCGCGUGACGUGAAAGUACAUCGAUUAAAAAUGAAAUGGAAAUUCAGUUGUGGGCCAGAGACUAAAUAUGGCAGGCAUUAUGGUCAUUGUUAUGUUUAAUUUGUAUAAUUGAAGUAAGAUUUAAGCAAACAGUUACACCCAGACAAAUGAAUAUGAUGGUUUGUUCAUUAGAGGAACAAAAAAAAUUGACGUGCCAAACAUCAACAUGCCUCACAGCUGGAAAGACACCUGUUUGCCUGGUUUAGGUCUGGGAAGUUGAAGGUCUUUUGCAGGUAAGCCUGGCCUGAACUUACUAAGAUGUUCUCCCAAAAUUCCAUUACCAGCCAAUCAGACGGCUGACAAACCAGAGCCCUCGGAGGUUUCUGAAUUUUACAGAUUAUUGUUUUUAUUAGUGCCACAAGAUAUUCUGUACACAUAAUUACUUAGCGUGAGCAAUUGCCAAUGUGCCCCAUGGCCUUCAAGGGUUCAUACUCCUUGUGUCCGAACACCCUAGGGUUGCACCCUACCCCUCAGUAGCGCUAUGGACCUUUUCAUGGAGCGGAGAAGAUGAAUUGCUUCGUAGCUGAGCUCGCCAUCUUAAGGCAUGUCUCUCGCAGGGGCGUCACUCAGUUCCAACCAUUACUCUGGGUCCAGCUGAAUGGUAUUUCAGCUCCUUAUGGUAAAAGCAGACAAACCCCACAGCCGGGAAACAUCAUCAUUUGACCAUCAUUGUUGUUUUUGGAACCAAAAAGUACCGAACGAAACCAAACUAAGAAAACUGGUGCAUUGAGUUUUUGAGCCCACUGGUCUCACCAUGUCCAGAGGUGCAUAAUUAGCCCUGUUCAUAAAGAAUUAUCAUACAUGCAUCCAAAGACCUACAGCGAGGAGACAUUAGGCCCCUGUCAUUUGGUGAUGUAUUUCCUGUGCUCUUUGUAGUAGAGGAUGUGUGAGCACCAUUGUGUUCGUUGCUCUGCCAUUCAGUGAAACUGUACACCUGUGCUUUAUGUGAAGCUACAAUCUCCUCCCUACUCGCUACCCAUGUCUUGACAAAACCGGCGAAUUAAAUCUCGAGAGAUUUCUGCGGCCUUUGUGAGCGUGGCCCUCAAAAGCUCUCAGACAACGGGAUUGAUUUCCGUGGAUUUCACGGCUUCAUUCAGAGAAUGGUUUUGCCAACUUCUAUGUUCCAGGCCAAAAAAAAAAAGUGUUUUGAUGGGCACAUUCAUUAAAGUGGCACAGCUGUGUCCUGGAUUUCACACUAUUUGUUCGCUACUUGUUGUUAGCGUGUAAAGUACUUGAUGUUGAAUAUUGUGCAGUUAGCGUCGCUAAGAUGUAAAGCUAUCAGGCAAGCAAACAAAUUCGCCGCCAUAACAAACCCUGACCUCUUCGUCACAUGACGUCGUCAGCGAAUCAGAUCUCAUAGUUGAAAUGUACAAAAAAAUAACAGGCUGAAUUUUGGUGAAUGUUGCUGUGAACGCCUAAUGUUUUUAUGCUUACCAAGCAGAUGUGUUGUUUGCACGCAAAUUGUUUUUAGAUGUUCUUGGGGAGAGCUUUUGUUGGUUUUAAUAAUACUUAAAGCUUUUGAAUGCAUUUAAUAAUCAUUUUAAUAUAUUAACGACAUAAUAGUUGAACCAGUUCUAACCAGUCUUAAGUAAAACCAUGUCAUCUUUAGAUCAAUGCAAUCUUGGAUUACCCCUCCGUUGAAUCAUCUUUUGUGUUUCCUUUUAAAUACUUACUGGGCACUGGCUGUCCUUCUGAAACAUUCAGAAAUUCGCCUGAAGGACAAAGGAGCUUUUGUUCUUAACAUGUGUGAGGUUAUUUUGGGCGAAAUGAAACUGUGGGUGUGUCUGUAUGCAUGUGAUCUGUAAUGAGAAACUGUCGAUUUAUGGUUGAUUCAGAAAAAAAAAAAAAAUGACUGGGAACGACCUCAGCUGUAUCCGCGACGCUAUUAAACCACACGGGUCACACCAAAGUAAUUCCUGCGGCUAUUUCUGAUUGUGUUCAGAGGAAGCGUCAUUUGUUUAUGUGCUGCUUUGCUGCCACUUAGGACGUUAGGGAGGAAGGAAUACAGCUUCUUCGAGGUGCAAGUGGCAUUUCAUGGAUUCGCCAUUUUUGACAGAAGUUCUAAUGAGCGACAUUGGAAUUCUGUCUUUGCUCGUUACCGUGACGACAGCGAUGCCAGUUAUAUUCUGGGUGUAUCCCUGACAUGGUCCUAAUGGCGGUUAAAAUUUAAUAAUACGAUUGAAUGUGCCAAAUAUUUUUUUUGGUGGAGUGCUUCUUUGGUGAUUUAAUCGGUUUGUGAAUUAAACAAAAAAAAUGUGGUAUUGGAAGUCGAUAUGUUAAGUUAUAUUAAUAACCUUAAGAUAAUUUAAAAUGCUUUGAUGUAGCAGUGUCGAAUUGACCCAUGUAUGUUCUAUGAAACACUGUUUCUAUAUUUAUUUUUUUCUGAGGCACUCUAUCCUCAAAUGUACAGGAUCAGUUACGAAUAACAUACACAGUAACAACAAGUACAAAUAGACUGAUUUAUAUUUUAACUUUUAGAAUGUUUCAAGAAUAUUAAUUGCCGCUAUUAUCGCUAAUCACAGCCGAGAACUUCCGGCAUAAAAGACUAAUAUUUUUUGUGCAUUCAGCAAUACAUGAAUCUGUUGGUUUUUGAUGAAUACGCGACAGAUAUGCAUCUAAUUUAGAAUGAAGUGCGGCAAUUAUUUCCUAAUUUAGGGUGUUGAGGAUUAUAAAGGUCAGUCCAUUUGUGGUAAACAGGUUGCAUGCUUUAAAGAACGGUAACACUUGUAAAUAGAUGUGUAGUAGUAAUUUAUAGAUUAGCCUUUACAUCCUCAUCAGGGUUAUGUCAACACGCAGUACUGUAAUCACUAUGACUGUCGAACCAUUACAGAACACUGUGGUGUGCUGUGCAGUAUUUUCCGUUAUGUUUACUGGAUGACUUUGAAACAGUAAGUGCUGUUUAGGUGUUUCUUUUUAAGACCUUUGUUUCAUUUCUCUCUGUAAAUUAAAACUUUGUUUUGAUGUCUGGCUAUUAUCUAGUGAGUCAGCCAGAUCCCUCUCCUUCCGCACGCAUACUUUUCUGGACAAUGAAUGAGUCAGGAGCUGUAGUAUUUCUGUUAUUGGAAAACGUGAAUUUGUGUAGGAGAAAUGGCCAUUUGUCCGUAUGUCUGAAAGCACAAUGCUUAGAUGUGAAUCAGUCUGCUCCUUUCUCCGUGUUGAUGUACGCCUUCUCUAAGGCACUUUUUCAACUGAAUGUGGCCUCUGCCCUUAGACACAACAAAACAAGAUUUUAUCGUGGUAAAACAUUAAAAGACAGUUCCAAGAAAAAAAGCACUGAAAAGCCAUCCUGUCAGAUUGUUCCUUUGGCAGUCAAUAGCACAGCAAUCACUGUAAAUACAGUGAAAUAUGAAACAUCAAUGAAUGUAAACCGCUAUUAUUUUUAAUACCAGUAAUCCACUUGUAAAUACACCAUAAAUGUCAUUCUAAUAAAGUCUUUAUCAAUCACUAAUUUUGAAGUUACUUCCAGCCUGUAAAUAACUCAUUACAAUUAUUUAAUGGUGUAAUUUAUGUCAUAAAAUACUCAAUAAAAAUGUGGCGAUUUUCAUGUUCA